Trametes versicolor FP-101664 SS1 is the source of this 1814-nucleotide messenger RNA. RefSeq names its product WLM-domain-containing protein. The transcript has 4 exons. NCBI's taxonomy places the organism in Eukaryota, Fungi, Basidiomycota, Agaricomycetes, Polyporales, Polyporaceae. The record is from RefSeq and is a predicted model, not a curated record. Bases 18 to 1484 code for a protein of 488 amino acids.
AUCGCUGCUGCUUGCACAUGCCCGACGUCUUCGUCAAGUCCUUCUCGCACCUGAAGGAUCGCCCGCAUGCAGACAAAGCACUUCCCCUCCUCCAGAGGAUCGCAUCCCUCGUCAAGCCCAUCAUGCGCAAGCAUAGCUGGGUCUUGCCUGUUCUCUCGGAGUUCUUCCCUGCGGAUGACAAUCUGCUCGACAUAAACCACGGCCAGAAGAUAUUAGUGCGCCUGCGUCCAGCACACGCACCAGACACGUUCUAUGAUGAAGAGGAUAUCCUACAUACCAUGCUUCACGAACUUACGCAUAACGUCCACGGCCCACACGACGAGAAGUUUUACAAGUACCUCUCCGGCCUGGAAGAGGAGCUGGAGGCCCUCCGCAAGUCCGGUUACUCUGGGGAGGGCUUCCAUUCCGCCGGCACCCGCCUCGGUGCCAACGUCUCGCAUGACCUCCCGCCACAUAUCGCCAAGCAGAAGGCCCUAGAGGCGGCCGAGAAACGGCGGCAGAUCAGCGCCAUCCUCGGCGGAGGCGGUCGUAUUGGAGGUGUGGCUCGUACCAACAAAUCGCCUAGAGAGCUCGCUGCAGAGGCUGCGGAACGCAGAGCGCGCGACGAGAAGACAUGUGCUUCGGGCGCGGUCGCGCAAGCUGAGGCCGCCAAGGCUGAACAGGAGUCCGUGCAGGACGAUGUCAUCGACCUGACAGGAGACGACUCGGACUCAUCUCCGGAGCCCGAGAUCAUCAUCAUCGACGACGAACCCGCCUCAACACGGCCGAGUGUAGGCACGAGUGCGAGCGGGUACUCGUCAUCGUCUUCCACCUCCGUCUCCGGAACCUCCUCGGGUAGUCGCACGCCUGCGUCGUGGAGCGGCCUUCGUCCCGGGAGUGCGUUCGAGUCAUCAUCCUCCUCCCUCUCGACCCUCUCCGGCCACUCUGCGGCGACAUCCACCCCCGGAACCCCCGGCACACCCUCCUCGCACCCACCCCUCGUACGACCCACAGUCCGUCGUGUCGAGCGCGGUGCAGGGCCGGGAACACCGACCCUCCCGAAACCGCGCUCCCGCUCGCGCGUCGCGACACACGCGCACACGCUCCUACACUCACCCGCGACGCCCCCUCCAACACGCACAAACUCCAUCGCGAACCCGCACCACCACCACCCUCCGCAUGCGGACGCGCCCGCAGUGGUGCCCCCACUAGAGAAGGCGUGGGCGUGCCCGCGGUGCACGCUGAUCAACGACGCGCUCGCGCUGCAGUGCUCCGCAUGUCUGCUGCUGCGCCCCGGGCUCGCCGACGGGGCAACUGCGUUGGACGCGGCGCUCGCAGCGGUGAGCGGUGCGGGGGAGGGCGCGGCUGCGGCGGUACGGGUGGGGAAGGACGCGGUGGAUGAUAGGGGGACGGGCGCGUGGACGUGCCAUGUGUGUGGCGAGGGCGGGAUGCCGCAUGAUUUCUGGACGUGUAGGUACUGCGGGAGCGUGAAGGUGCGCUCUUGAGUGCUACGUCGCCUCUUGUGCACUGUUACAGACCGGGAGCGGUGACUGGGGCUGCUUGUGCCGCGCCGGCCUUUUCUUCUUGAUUUGGUGUGUGCCGCCCUGGUUAUCGCAUGUAGAUCAUUGCUUGCUGGACCCACAUUGUUUGGGACGGACUUAGGAUGACCAAGCCCUACUCAUAUCUCUUGUAUUAUUCGGACCCUCUGGGUGGUUCUGUGCUUCUAUCUGUACGUUGCUGUAGUUGAGUAUUGGCGUAUCUGGAUGUAGACGGUUCGAAUACCUGACCUCUGUAUACACAUGCUAUUGUCGCUAUUUCAUGGUAUUGACUGAAUA